Molecule: messenger RNA, 17866 nt
Organism: Pocillopora meandrina
Lineage: Eukaryota; Metazoa; Cnidaria; Anthozoa; Scleractinia; Pocilloporidae
Source: the annotation of a GenBank genome assembly
AUGAACCAAAAAAUAUUUUCAGGUCAAUGGGGUAAUAGACAGGAAUCUGGCGACUCCAGUGCAUUACGUCAGCUCCUUACGCAUGUCCCGGAUAUAGUGAUCAACUGUGAUCAUAAGAAGGCAAUGCCACGUGUAAAACACAUGGUGGGCGUGUGUAUGUUUGCUGAUAUAUCAGGUGAGUGAAAUUGAUUUUGACUUGAUUCUCAGUGCACGACUUACAUUAAUAAGUGGAAAAUGAAAUCAAUAAUUACGCUUCUAGAAAAAUACAUAUACUUUGGAUUGAUUCGUAUGUUUGUUAAAAAAGACAGAAGAGCUUUGACAGAUGGCUUUUGUUUAUUACACUCAAAAAAUAUCAACUCAAGCAUAAAAAUUCUUUAAAGCUCUUCAGAAUCCCCUUAAUUCAAUGUUUUCGUAUCUUGAUCAGGAGUGCUGAAAAAAUACUGCUCAAAUUUUCAGCGGUUGCAGGAGUAUUUCUUUGUAAUAAUUAAAGCCUUAUUUCUGAACGUGAUAACUCCAGUGUCCAAAUAAAAACCUUUCCAAAGCGGUUCUGAAGUCAAAAUUCCUAUUCAAUCCGGCGGGGGGAACACAAGAGUGGUUCCCAAUGAAAUCGAAAUAGAAGUUUGUCAACUUUUUAUAAGGAAACUAAUCUAACUUUCCCGCUCUCUUGAGUCCGGUCUUCACUCCUUCCCAAACAGCACCUAGUUAUAACAGAACUUAACGCCGAGCUUUUCAUGUACUCAAUUUACUGGAAAUUUGAUUCGAGUCAUGAAGCAUUUGGUGUUUAAAAAGGACCUAUCAGACUUAAAAAAAUUCGCCACUUUCUUCUUUAUUUAUAGGAUUUACCUCACUCUGCGAAACAUACAGUCUGAAGGCAUCUGAGGCUGAGUCCUGUGGCACAGACAAACUCACCUUCACACUCAAUACUUAUCUGGGGAAAAUAAUCGAAGGUUAGUUACUGCAUAGGCAAUGAACAGUUUGGACCACAUUUCACAAGAAACACCUCCCUCCAUUGUAUUAUUAAUGGUACUUAAGUCGAUCUUCACCAUCCACAGAUAUUCUUAAACAUGGCGGCGACGUCUUGAAAUUUGCUGGUAAGUUUGGUCAACUUCUCUCAAAAGGAAACUUGGAAGUAAUUGCCAUCAGGGGAUUGAUAGUUUGGGCCUAAUGUUAUAAUCUUCAAGACAACACUUACAGGCGGCACCUUUGGUACAUAUGGAAUAAACAAACAAACAUGCAAACAAUCACGCGAAGGCAAGCUUUGUAUUAAAUUUUAUCAUCUCUCCGAUACCAACAAAGACGAGCAAAUCCAUCACUACGAUGUCACAUCUCUACCGGUCCAUCAACAGGAAUGCAGUGUAUAAACACUUGCCUUAAGUUUACAACCCCCUAUAACUCAUCAGAAUCUAUAUUAGUCAGCACACGUCCCCAUAUCGACUGACGUUACCAAUGCACAUUUGAACUUUAAAUGUACAUGACAUAAAACAAUGAAGAAUGUGUAAAAGAAGUUUGAUACUAUAAUUAUCAUGGAAUAUGCCUUUUGCGUUGGUAAAAAAGAGCGCAACUCAAAAAGAGGACGCCUAAAACUGCAAAUUUCCCUUUUUACAAUCCAGACAAUCCAGAUGUUGAUGGAGGUUGUUGGGUGGUAAGACUGUGAAUUUCGCAAUGCCGAAAUAAUCCUGGAUAUUGGUAUGUCCAGGUUUGAAGAUGAUUUCGAAAUGACCUGUAGGAUAUUAUGUUUGUUGUUAUCUACAGGGGACGCACUGCUUGCCUUGUGGAAAGCAGAGGUCGGAGGAAACUCAGACGAUCUGACUCUGUUAAUCAACAAAGCUAUUAUUUGCAGUAUAGCCAUUCAAGAAGAAUGCGACAACUACAUGACAGAUGUUGGCGUCCUUCUUCGGGUUAAAAUCGCCCUGUCUGUUGGCAAAAUGCAAAUCACGCACGUCGGAGUUACGGAAAGCAAGCACUUCGAUCUCUCCGGGUCAGCGGUUUCGGAUGUAAAUGCAGCGGAGAAGUGGGCAGAGCCUGGGUCGAUAAUAUUGUCACGUUUGGCUUUUUCGAAUUGUGAUCAGUCUUUGUUUUUGUUUGAAAUGAUAGACAACGGAAUGCACUACAGGGUGAGUUGUGCGCGCAAUGGAAAGCUUUAGAAAUAAUAAAUGUUAUUUUCGUAGAUGAAGUCUUUCAGAAAUCUUUGGAAAUCUUUUCGUGUUUAAAUAUUUAUUGUAGGUAGCGGGAGCGAGAGUAGAAGAAGAAUCCGCAACAGUGUCCACAGUACACCCAACCGGUGUUCAACUAGCAUUGAUGUCUGGCGUGCUGUCCACAGGAGCUGUGCUCACUUCAACGCCAUCUGUGGCUAAAAGAAUAUUUGCACCACAUGUUGGCACAUUGCUAUCACGAUACUAUCCACAAAUGAAGCUUCCCAGAAUAUACCGGAAAAAGGGACAGUCCGAACAGAAAGAACAGAUCUGUAAAACCACUGGAAAUCUUUUGAAAAGCGAUAGCUGUCAUGAUCCUGGUAAGUCCGGCCCAGAGUAGUAAACUUCCUUCUGUUAGAGAAUGUAUAACUAUAAAAGCUGUGUACAUGUGAAAUCGAACAGCUUUUAAUCAACUAAGUUCGAGAACCCAUCUUAUAAUGGCUUUUUACAGCGACCUACGCUUAGAACUCCAAAUUAACCAAAGAUAACCUGCACUCGUCCCGUCUGAUUGACUGGAAACUCCUUCAAUGGCAGCUAUUUAAGGGGGUGUAAGGAGGUGGGGGGGGAGCAGGAGUAGCAGUCAAUACUUUAGGGUCAGUACGUUAUCGUAUAUGUAAUUUCAUUCAUAAGAGGCUCCAGUUUCUUAGCAUAAUAAAAUCCUGUCAAUUUGAUUGCGUUUGUUGCUUGCCAUUUAAACAAGCUUUUGGAUGAAAAAAAUUACGCUACAAACGUUUUGUUUUGAGGAUAAUUUUUGCUUUUCCAUCUUAACUUUCGUGUGUAUCAUGAAGGUCUCAAUGCGAUCGCAUAACAUGACCUGAAAAGUAACUAAGAGACCAGAUCAUGAUUUGGUUGGCCAAGCGUUGCAUUAAUUACGCUGAUAUUUGUUUUCAGAUCAUCGAACUUACAUUUACAGCAAGCUUAAUGAUCAGGAUAUUGAAGAUCUCCGAGCCUAUGUCCCCAAAACUGUGCUAUCAAGGGUAAUACUUACUUCAUGUAUAUUCUUCUUGGUAAAAGAUUUAUAAUGUAAUUUCGCGGAGGGUAUGACUGUGGAGCAUUUGAGAAAAAAUAAAUUACCCCAAGAAAUGUGAGACGUACGGCCUCUGAAACUGUAUGUUAUUUGUUAAAGAUCAAUAUCUCUCUUAUUUCAUGUGAGAAUCCUGCAUAAAACACGAAAAGUAGACUUCUAAGUGUCAUGCAAGUUCUCCCGUGACACAAAUAUGUUUUUACUGAAUGAAUACGUUGGCUCUAAGAAACGAAAGAGAGCGCUCUAUCUCACCUAUUCAUUUCACUACAGAUUGAUCAUGGACAGGAUUUAGAAUGGUUAUCCGAAAUGCGGCAGGUCUCAGUUCUGUUCAUAAAUAUGGACCUGCCCAUAAAAGGAAAUUAUCAUUCGUGGGCCCUUCAGAGGGCGUUUGAGGUUAUUCAUGAAUGCGCAAGGAGACUUAGAGGUGAAUAUAUAAUCAUGACAAUAUCAAUAUUCCUCAAACAUAAAUUAUUUUUAAAAACAUUCUCACUUGCUGAGGAGAUUAAAAGUUAGAGAAGUUUGUUAAACGUGUUCGUUGCCUUAGCUCCUUCCUUUGACUUUUUUGUGUUGCAGGCAAUCUAAACAAAGUCUUCUCUUUCGACAAGGUAUGGAGUGCUUUAGCAGCCUCGUUAGUUUUUCGUUGUGAUUGUAUAGACGUGUAAUUAAUCAUUUGUCUUAAGAUAUGAAAUCGAUAUGGGGUCGAGGUGCACCUGAAUGAACCCAAUGGCUGUUUUCGACAGCAGUUCCAACUCAAAACAGAUUGUCGAUUGUUUGGUUUGUUCGUGCAAUUUCGCAUGCUCCGCAUAUCGAAAGAUUAAGUUUAAAGUGUUUGAUGUUUAAUUAAUAUAGCUCGCACAAGAAGUGAUUUACAUUCUUCUUUUACCCAGAGUCUAUUGCUUCUUCUGGAACUGAUCUUUUAUGUGUUCUCUAUAUUUGAAAACAGUUAGAGAUUGUAAUUUCUUGACAACAGACGUAAGUGAAAAUACAGUUUCUUAGAUACCAAUAAGCUGAUGGAUGGCAGGAAACUUAAGGGAAGGACGGGAGGCACUCGGAAGGUGACCGACAAUACCGAUCAUAAUUCUGAUGCAGUGAGAAUGCUAUUAUAUUUUGCAGGGCUGUACAUUUAUCGUGAUAUUUGGUCUGCCCGGUGAUAAGCACGAGGAUGACCCAACGAGGGCCCUCAAAGCUGGCCACAGAAUAAUGGACAGUCUUCACCAGAUUAUGGAUAUCACGUAAGUAAUCAGGUUGAAGUGGUCAAUCCACAAAGAAACAUUACGAGAUUAUCGCUAUUUUAAAUGAUAUAAAUGGUGUUAGAUAGUGCAGCGUUGAAUAAUGUUUUCGUCUUUCGACGAGCGUAGUACAAAAAGAUCUGAGUUCUCUUAAGUAAACGUACCUAAGAUCCCCGAUGCUGUACCAUUGAGCUACAGAGACUCCACAGUGUUCUAGGCCAUUACUAGUUUAACAUUUGACAGGGAUACUGCAUACACACGGAUCCUGCAUGCGUGUAAAUAGACUAGGAAAGACAGUAAAUUUAGCGCUCGGCAAUAAAACAGAGAUAAAUAAUUCGCCUGGACACGAGCGUGGGACAAACAGAAAAUUCUGAGUUUCAUCAACCUGUUGGCUGACAUUGUCUUUCAGUAACGAGUCCAUCGGUGUAACUACAGGACGUGCGUUCUGUGGUGUGGUUGGUCACAGAGACAGACACGAGUAUACAGGUUUGCUACACUUGAAUCAUAUGGUUUUUUUCGCUUCUAUAAAAUUGUUCGCUUGCAAUUGACAGAGAAAGUCUCAUAAGUGCCUGGGUUUACAGAACUGAGGAGGAGUUUUUGUUUAUUUUCGCGUUACGACAUGAGUACUAUACUUAACGUCAACAUUAACUGAUCAAGUGCCCGAUACAGCAGCUGAACCGUUUCUCGGUUUUUCUGGGUGAACAGAGGCAUUGCUUUAAGAUAGUUUGUUCUCAGAUGUCAGGUUCACCUUAAGAACUCCUUAUCCAGUCUAUCGCACUCCAGAACCCUUAACAUCACAUCAGGGAAGGGUUAGCAGUCCCCUAUUUGGAAGCUUAAGUUUUAAAUUGGGGAGUACGAGUUUACUUUUGAUGUUAUGCAGCAAAAAACAGACUCAACCUACGGUUUAAUUGCGAGAAAUAUGCAGGGUUUUUCCUUCGGAAGAAAUGAUUAAAGAAACCCGUCCAUUUGGAUGAAAUCAGAUCUAUGUCUUUUUUUUGGUGCGUUUUCCUUUUACCUUGAAAGAUUAAGAAGAUUUUGGUAAUGAUGAAAUUAAAUUCAAGCUGUACAUCAUUGUUUCAAUAGUCAUUGGCCGUAAAGUCAACAUGGCUGCCAGGCUAAUGGUGAACUAUCCAGGAACCCUGUCGUGUGAUGACGACACUUACAGAUCAGGGAAGUCUAAGUUGAAGAAAGAGGAUUUCGUGGUCUUGCCUUUCAUAAAAUUGAAAGGUGUGGCUGAUCCUGGAACAGUCCGAGAAUACAAUAGUCAUCACGAGUGAGUUAAAAAUGCUGCGUGUAAAAAGACCUCUCCUAUCAAGCUUGACGAUAGGAUCAGUUUUAUCGAUGGGAUGAUGAAAACUCAUUUCACUUCGUUUGCUUUUACAGCCGAGAAGAAGAAGAAGAGGAAUAUGAUUACCCAAUCCUCGGUAAACAUUAUCUUUGACACGUUCUAAAUUUGCCAAUGAAAAGCCGGACUGCCGCGCCUCUAAAUGACACUAAAGAUGGCUUCUGGGUUUCUCGGUCAUUUUCUAUUGGUUGUGGUCACUCUGUAUCUAACAGAUGUGAUGUAUGAUUUCAAAAUACAGGACGAGGCAUAGAGAUAGAGGAGAUGAAAACGCUUCUUCAUGCCAUUAAAUGUGACGAUACCCGUGUAAGUGGCAGCAGGAGAGUUGUGGUGAUCGAAGGUGAAGGAGGAGUUGGAAAAACAAGAUUGCUAGAGGCAUUUAUGGACAUUGCAGAGGAGGAAGACUUUAAGUAAGAACCUUUGAGCCCUCUAAGGGACAUCAUCUGAAAAAGAAGUGUAAUAAAUCGUGUGGCAGAUCCCCUGAGAAGUCUAUUUCGAUUUUUGCGUAAGAGUAUCGCUACUUUACAAGUGAAGUCAGUACAUCAAUCGGUGUCCUAACCCUAGACUACCAUGUCUUCCCUCGUUACAAGGGAAGUCAGUCCAUCAACCAGUGUUCUAACCCUAGGCUACCAUGUCUCCCUGAGACUCUCCAAAUGAAAUUAUGAAAAUGUUCUGAUUUUAUCGAUUAUUAGGGUGGAUUACGUUGAGGCUGACAUGGCGCAUGCCCACACACCUUAUCACGUUGUUAAGACUCUUAUUGAGAACCUAUUGGAACUGGAAGCCUGCCGCACGGCUUCAGAAAAGGAAAAUACUCUCAUGGAGCACAUUACUGAUCAAAAGCUGCGAGAAAAGAUGUUUCUGUUGAAUGACCUACUUGGCACACACGUAAGUAAAAUGUCUUGAACCUUUUCUUGAAAUCCCUUCUCCUUACCUUAGGGGCCUCAAAAUGCAACUUUUCUCGGAUAUCCUAUCAUAUUUACUUCAGAUACCACCGAAUGCUGACUUCGCUCGCAUGGACUCAGAUAAAGUAACUACACAAUUUCACACCCUUCUAUUUGAAAUUGUCCAUCAGGUAUGUAGUCGAAAAUUGUGAUGCAGUAACACAAGUGUUACUUGAUGAGUGAAUUCGCGUUGAACUUAAAAUAAUGUUUUUUCCUACAUCUAUGAUGUACUUUAAAAUCUAUUUCAAAUGCUUUAAGGUGUUUUACUCACCUGCAGGAAAUGCAAAAAUAAGGAUUUUACCCCUUAUUUCUUCUAUGUGCAGGUCGCUGUGGCAUAUCAAUGGGGAUGUGUCUUUUUCAGGUACACUUGUCACACUUGGACGUACAGCUUCCACCAAUUUUGACCCUUUUACUAUUUCUUCUAGUUUGCAGUGAGUCAGCCGUGUCUGUUUACCGUGGACAACGCUCAGUUUAUAGAUCAGGAAUCUUGGGACUUUAUUGAAGAUUUAUCAGCGGAUUCACACGCUAUAUUGGUGCUGUCACUCAGGCCUUUCUCAUCAUCCAACCCACCGUGUGAGGCGGCCAUCAGACUCAUUGGACAUGAAACCACUAAGAAAGUCAAACUCGGUAAGUUUAUAAUUCAUUUUUUCAAUGUCAGGAUAUUGACUAUUGAAGAUUUAAAUAAGUGAUAUAUUUACCGGUUCCAUGGGCUAAGACCAAGCUCAUGCGGUUCAUACGAAAGGUAGAUGAUUAACUUUUGUAACACAGAAAUUGUCCCUUGGACCGGAGAAAACCUUACGAAAAUAACUCUACUUCAAGAAAAGGUGGCAAUAAACUAAUAGAGAUGAUUUAACUAAUGAUAAUAAGGAUUCACAAGUAUUUGAGACAUCCAAACUGCGGCACAAGGCCCUCGUCGUAACAGUCCGUAGAUGAUCUCGUGAUCUCAUGAUCUCACUCAUUUGGUAAAAUCACUACUUAUGUUUAACCUACUUUCAAAGUUGAUAUCAAAUAAUAGUUCGUGUAGUUACUGUUUCAACCGAUACCAUUACAUUCAUGUUAAGGUUCACGCGGUGGUACCGUGGAUUGAACAAUCAGAUAUAACAAAUAGAAUUAUUUGAUGAUAUUUCUUCUUUUCUCAAGUUUCUUCUAGGCAAGAUUUUUUGAACGGGAUAGAAAAGAACUCUUUUUUCUAUAACCCAUGAUUUUCUUAGCAUGUGUCAAAUAUGAAAUCAGCAUCUUGUAACUUUAUAACACAUACAAAUGAACCUUCCUGAGAGGUUAUCUCAAUUUUGUUUGAUUUUCUUUGUCUAGGUGGCUUGGAAGCCUCUUACAUGAGUGACUUAGCCUGUCAGUUCAUGGACGUCAUGUACAUUCCUAAUGAGCUGGACGGAAUCUUACGUGAGAAGAGUCACGGCAUUGCUUCUUGGUGUGAACAGCUUAUUAAAGACAUGCUGACGAGUAAUGUUAUACAGGUUGUCAACGAGAGCCAAGCUUUUCUCAACAAAGAGUCUAGCUUGGACUUACUCUCCUUCGGUGGCUCUACCACGACCACUAUUUCACAAAAACACAACAAUGCAUCGAGUUAUUUACCUCGUCCCAGUACCCCGCUAUAUGGACAGGCAACUGAUGGAGGAUGGUUAGGAGCAAACAGUCCAGAACCUAGACGAAGAAGUCUCACUCCAGGCAAAGGAUUUGCAUCAAACACUUUAAGCUCUGGCUUUCAAGAUACCGUGGACACCUCGUUGUCGUUUUUAAGGGAUCGAAGACGGUCGACAAGCGCUGCUAAGAGUCUCCAAUACAAUUUUGCAAAUAAUCCGUUUGAAAUCAAGACAAAAAUAGCUGAAUCAGAUCUGGAAUCAAACAGAACGUCUCGUCAUUUCCCUGAAGAUUACUCUAUUCAGGAGAAAAUUCAAUAUAAUUUGGAGCGAGCUAAUUUUGUCAGCGCCUCCGAAAAUUCAAUGCCAUUAGACACAAAAAAGGUUUGCAUUCUCAGUCCAGGCGUUGAUAUUUCGAAGAUAGUUGUUCCAGAAUCCGUCAAAGACAUGGUGCUUGCUCGAGUGGAUAGAAUGUUGCCUCAAGAGCAAGCCACUUUAAAGUGUGCCAGCGUCUUGGGCUGUGACUUUUAUAGAAACGUUCUGCAAGCAAUUUUACCAAGAUCUUCUCGAAGCUGCAUCGAUUUGGUUUUGUACAACCUUGCUCAAGAGUUUAUUUUAGAGUGUGCAAGCUUAGCUUUACAACACCAAAAUGCCCAUAACCAUCACGGAUUCUACGAUUUCAACGAUCCCGUGCAUGCGCAACAUCAUGGUCAUCAUCACCAUCAUCACCAUCACCACAAUGUUGCGAGCUCUAUCCAUGCAUCAGUCUAUUGUGGCUGUUAUGCAGACGAGAUGACCAAAGUGAUCAACUUGUCACGACUCAUGACCCCAAGUGGUCCUAAGAAGCAUUGCCUGUAUAUGAAAUUUGUGAACACCUACGUGCAAGAGACAACGUACUCUCUUUGGCUUGAAGAUCAAAAGAAAGAGCUUCACGAAAGAGCUGCCAUGUUCCUCGAAUCACAGGCUCACAAAUGUAAAUCUUGUGGCGGAGGAGGAUUUGUGGCCAAAAAAGCCGAUACUUUGGAAGAGCAAGGGGGUCAGGGAAAGCGCAUGACAGACGGUAAGUGACACAUUGUUACUAUGUUUAUCUUUCUUUCUUUUCAUUCUCCCUUGUUAUUAUUAUAUUGAACAUUGACGAGCAGUGGUACGAGAAAAAUUAUUAUCACAUAAACUGCGGUGUUAUACAAGAAUUUCCGGCCCUGAGAGAAGCCGUAACGUGCAAAAUAUCGUAUUUUUUCACGUGUGUUGAUAUAGCCAAUCAGCUGCUUACACGUCACUCGCCUUUGUCGCCACUCGGUCAGGUUGAUGAAUGAACGCCAAAGCCCCCACGAUUCCCAAUACAAAUUGUUUGUCGGAGCUUUCUCGAAUCAUAGCGGCUAAAACAUUAAAAACUCCGUAUCCGCUGACAGACAAUGAGGUUCAAACUUUCCUAAAAGGGGAAGAAAACCAAUACACUAAAAUAAAAACCGAAAAUUGCGUAUUCAGUGGCUUUGGUGUUAGCAUUUCUCUCGGCUGAGAAUGAAAAUCGACAACUGGAAGAUUUGCCACUGGCCGAUUAUGGCCGUUUACCCGAAAGACUUCUUCUGUCGGUAAGGACAAAUUCAAUAAAUGAGAAUUUUGUAAAUCGAAAAUUACGACCAUUGUUGUUUUUUUAAUCAUGAUUCCACGCAUUUUUCUGUAUUAAGAGUCAGCGCUAACGCACUCUACGAUUAUCAUUCGAGGAUUGUCGAUUCAUUUAUUUUCAUUUAUGAGUGAAGUCCGCUUUUAUUCCCGUUAAGGGCUAUUGUGGUUAUAUGAUAAACAAAAUAAUACAUGGUUGCUUGUAGAUAUGGAAUUUCUCUUCUCGUGUUCAACUCGACAUCUCACUCGUUCGCUGCACUCACUCGUGAGCUAUAAAGUUAAACACUCGAAGAGAAAUUCCAUAUCUACGCGCGCCCAUGUAUUAUUCUCUAUUUAAUAAAUAAUCUAGUUAAUUAAAUAAUUAAUUAACAAAUUCUCGUAAAGCCAGGUGAAAAAUACCCAUUUACUAAAUGUAUUAGUUUUUUAAGGGGGAGGGGGGGGGGAAUGACGUCGCCUGACAGGUGCAAUUAAUCGUUUUCUUUUUUUCUUGUAAAAAACAGCCUGAGAUAAGUUUAUACCCGGAACAUUAAAUUUACCAGUGAAAUUUUUAUAGCAUCAAUAAUAAUUCCUUUAGCUUCGUCAGGAAGAUCACAAGCAAGAGUUUCUUCUAAGAUGGCGAAGCGUAGGAGGACAGCAGAGAUGAGGGAGAAGGUGCAGAGUCAAGGAGCGUUUUCUUCGCGUACCCGCGAAAGAUCGUCUGACAUCUCUGAAGCAAAACAUGCUUUGAAGGUAAGUUCGUCUGCUGUAUCUUAACCCUCUAACCCGUAAGAGUGACAAGCAUCUAAUUUCACCUUACAAUAUCUCCCCUGACUUAAACAUAAGGGUCAUGAGAAUAAUUGAAAUGAUCAACAACUUCAGAAGCUCUGGAUUGUUAGGCGAAUUCUCCUUGUCAGCAUCUUAAGAAAUAUUUCGAAAACAGUUUUGAGAACAUGUAUAGUGAUGUUAGGGUGUAAAGGGUGAAUGUACAUCAAUAAUUAUGGAAAUUCGUACGCGUAGACUCUCAAAAUACUUUGUGUUCACUUUCAAUGCGCAAUAUACAUUUAAAGUACUCUUUUUGAUAUCGUUGACAUCCUACUAAUAAAUAUUGAGUAUCGUUAAUAUUCGGAGAAAAAUGUAACCAAUUGUGUUAUUUUGCUCUCAAGACGAAAAACCUUAAAGAAUCUCCAGUGGUGAACCAAAAAGCUGGAGAAACGGAAGGUAUUGGUAGUAAAUUUGCCAAUACUGCAGGGUUUUUCAACGAUGCUGUCGUUAAUCGGGCAGUUGAUGAUCACAGGACCAGUUGGUUGCAAAGACUUCCCUGUGCUAAAAAAUUUGUAAGCCCUGGUAAAGAAGAUGGAGAGCAAGAUGAAGGUGUCACAAGGAAGAAAAAAUUGAGACGAUUCUCUUCAAAGAAAAACUCCACUAUGAUAGGAGGUAAUGAUACGAUUUAGCACUCUGUACGGGGAGGUAGUUUGUUACAAUAAUUUUGCCGUAGAUAAGAUUUUAAUCACUAGUUAUUUUAAUUUUUCUGUACAGGGCCUGAAACAAGGCGAUUUUCGACUCCACAAAUAGAAGAGGAAGAAGGAGAAGAAGAAUAUGUUGAUAUCGACUUCGAAGAUUCAGCAGAGUCACAACAGACUGUAAUUGACCUUAGCAACUGUCAAUGUGCCGAGGUGCUUGCCUCGGUCUUCCCUCAACUUGUUGAUCACUGGAGAGCGGCUGGAAACAAGCUAAAAACAAUGCGUUACCUGACCGAGUCUGGGGCGGCAGCAUUGGCCACUUCUUCUAACAUGCAAGCGUUAUCUUAUCUGUAUGAAGUGCAAACCUUGAUUGAAGAGACAAAGGAUGACGAGGAGCCUCUGGCAGCUGAAGAAGAAACUGCUCGUGUGGAAAGUCUUAUUGGUCAGGUAAGAGUUAACUUCACCGACACAGCUAUUCUCAGAUUAACUGAGGUACCCUUUUACUCAACUCCAAGAAGCCAAGUCAGACCACCACAAAAUCUAUAACAUUAAAUGUAUACGUAGGAGAUACUAUGUAUGGUAGGAUUGUGGUUGCCUCUGGUGGAAACACGCCAUCUUGGAGAAAUCAAGUAAUUUGAUUUUCUCAAAGGUGAAGAAAAGAAAAUAGGGGCGUGUGGCGUUUAGGACCGAGUGCGUUUGGGGCCUUUCAUUUUCCCACACGUUUUACAAAUAAAGCGAUGAAAUAAAAUAUAUAGAGGAUAUUACAUGGCUGCUUGAGGAUACGAAUUUUAUCUUCGCUUCGCUCACUCGUGAGAGAUACUUUCAGCACGAGAAGAUAAAAUUCGUAUCCCUAAGUGGCCAUGUAAUGUUCUGAACUUCUUCAAACUACCACUACCAAGACCAAGAUGGGUACGUAAUUAGAUGUCAGUUCACAGUGUUUUAAAUAUGGUUCUUUUCACAGGCAUUGAUUCAUAUGAAUCGACCUCAUGAGGCUCUGAGGCAUUUGUCAGCGGCGCUGCUCAUUCUGGGAAAGAAACAGCCCAAGACGGAUUUUGGAUGUUAUGUGAGGCUUUUGAAGGAAGCAUUACGUCAUUAUUUGCACGUGUUUUUGCCCGGCUACUACAUCGGAGGAGCGGGGUUAGUGUCUGUGAGUUUGUGCGCGCGUUAGAUUCUUACAAUUUGCUGGAUGGAAUCAAUAAGUUCUCAUGACUGAGAAAAUAAAGUUGAAAAUGUAGUAUAAAUUUGGUAGACGAAGCUGCCUUAUCUAUAUUCAUUUUUUUUUUUUUUUUCACAGUGACAAAUCAGCUCGAUUGAUUGAACAGUCUCGAUGCCUGAGCCACCUGAGUCACGUGUAUCACUCCCUUCACCUGAAGAAGUGGUCACUGAUGGCUGCUCUUCAAGAAUUGAACGCCGCUGAAGAGGCUGAAGAGAACCUUCACGAGGUUUGUUCGGGGGAUAUCGGAAACGUUUCGAGUGUUUAAGGGGGAUAGGAAUAGGAUAGAAUGUACCCAUUUGUUCUACAUUUCCUUUCUUGGUAUUUUUUUUCGAUUCAAUUCUAGAUGGCCGUAUUCAGAAAGAAUUUUUGAUCCAUUUCCCGUCCCCCAGAGGGAAGGACUAGUUAUAUCUGCUAAAACGUACCAAACCCGAAAAUGUUGAAAUAUCCUAAAGACAGGAUCAAUUUAUAAAACAGAUCAAGAAAUUAUCGACAUUCUGCUGUCGAGGAACCCUCAUCAAAAAGGGCUUUACUUCUACACUACCACAUGUAGAUGAAUCACGAAUCAUCAGCGUACCCAACAAACAAUCAUUCGUUAUGAUGGAUCUCCUGAAUAUCUUUCUACAGCUUAUCAACGCAUAUGCAGGAGUUGUUGAGUGUUCUCAUCUCGUUGGCUGGAAAGGCUGGGGAAAAACCUAUGAGAAAAUUGGAAAGAACAGGUACAAUGCCUUUAUUGGAAGCUGUAUGAUAUGUAAUUGCUGAAUUUAUUGCAUAUGUAUUCUCUUUAUUUCACAUCAGGAGCCGCACCCCAAAGUUAUUCAACUAAUUUUUUAAUGCUCUUUUUGCUGGUCAAUACCCCGGCUAACAAGCUUUUUAAUAUGUAUAUUCGCUCUACCCUGGAUAGAUUUGUUCAUUUCCAGUCAUGGGUGAAAAAGUACUUUACUGCGAAAAAUAAGAUAGACCGCUUUAGUCUUACAUGUGUACAAGGAAAUAACAUCAGAUAAACAAGGCUGCCUUAUUUGUUGUUUUCUGUUAUUAUAGAUGCGAAGAUCCGUCUUUGUAUUCAGAUCCAGAAGAUAUGAUGACAGUGGCUCAUCUGUACUGUAUUAGCCUCGCUUUCAGACUGGCUAUUGGGGGAGUGUCGAUAGCUAUAAACUCAGGUUUGUUGUGAUUAUAAGGUAACCAUCUGUCUUAAAAUAUUCACUACUCAUGAGAGAUCUAAGUACAGGAUACUUUAGUUUUCGCCUUGGCAUGUUCAAGUGUGAAUUCUACUAUUGACCCUUUUUAACUCCCUAUGGUGAUUAGCAUCUUAUCUCUCGUCACAAUAUCACCCCUGAAUAACACUUUAAAGUCGCGAAAUAAAGGAAUGAUCACCACCUCAAGAAGCUUCUGAUUAUCAAUCAAAUUCUCCUUGUUAGCACCCCAGAAAACGAAUAGAAAACAGUGCGGAGAAUAGCAUGUUAAUGAUAGGGAAUAAACGUUUGAUAAAGGAACCUUUUCUGCUGAAACAAAUUUCCGUGAAAUAGUGAAGCAUAAAAAUUUUUUAUCAAAAUAUAAAUUAAGGUUUAAGUUAGCUUGGAAUUAGAGACAAUUACCGGCUGCUCAAAGAUUUGUAUUUGCUGGGUGCCGUUAUCAUUUCUUCGAUCGUGUGGCUAUUUACGGUCGUAAAUCAAUAUUCCUCUAAUAAUCCGAAGCAUUAUCGUUUCAUCAUAGUUGCAGGAACGAUGGCUUUUCCUGUCCUAAAACGGGCUGAAGCUGGAAAUUCAAAUUUUCCAUUAGGCGAUAAUUGUUUCCAGGUUUUGGUUGAACUAUAUUCAGUAACUGCUUUCAACUUAUACGAACGAGCCAUCACUCACACAUCAUUCGCAUUACAAAGGUAUUUGUUUUAAAGCAAAAUUGAAAGCCUUUGCAUGAUCUAAUUCUGAUGUGACGCAUUUAUUAUGCUGCAGGAAAACACGCUUUUGACCUUGCAAAACAAGUUCAUGAUCAGCAUAUGAUGACAACCUGCAUUCCUCUGCUUGCUCAGAGUCUCCUUUUCACAGCAAAGUGAGAAAUUCUAAAGUACAUGUAACUUGAUAAAUUAGUAAGAGAAUCAAGGUUUCAUUUUUUCUGAUAAAAUCAUGGAACUAGAGGAGCGCGCGGUGUCUCGCAUGCAAAGCGCAGAGAGCUGAGAAUCGAAAGGGCUUGGUUUGAAACCCUAGCCUGGGUUCAUGAGCUUUACUCUCAUGUAGGGUGCAUCGUUAUAUCAAAGAAUACAAACAUGUAUCAGCAAACAGUCAAGGAAAGUUUUCGAAUUGCAGAUAACCUAGCUAAUUUAGAUAAGUAUCCCAUCUGCAGCCGGAGAGUAGCAAAAUUGUAUUUUUCUAAGUGAAAGAAUCUGGGAUGAGCUCUAAAAGUCAUGCGAGGUAGUCUCUAACGAGACCUCAAUAUUACAACCUCUUGUUACACAUACCCCGGUUAUCUAUAAACCAGAUUCCGUUUUCUGACAAAUGAUUGGCUGAUUAACUUUUGAAUCACAACUCUAGUAUUUUUAAGAGUCAACGCUCUACGUAAGGCGAUAUUCGAUGCAUUUGAUUGACAUAGCCAAGAGACAAAAACCGUUGUUCUUGAGUUAGAUCAUAAUUGAGAAUUAUUUCACAAUAAGCAAACCGAAAAGUAUAAUCAAGGUGGGGAGAGAUCACCGAAAUGAAUAGACUAAUGUUCUCUCACCGGGAAGUGCUGUUGGCCAAGAAAUAUCUUCAUUCAAUGAAUUUUACUCGAGCAUCUUCAUGCGCUGUUUGGUAAGUUUGAUUCCUUUUUUUUUUUUUACCGUUCGUUACUCAGGAUUCCUGACUGCAUUGAUGUUCUAAAGGAGCUUAAUGCGGCAGCAUUGGACUCCUGUGACUCACAUGGUCGAGCGCUAUAUAUGUGCUGCUGCUUUGAUUUGAUCCUAGAGGCAGGUGAGGCAAAAACAAACAAACAAACAAAUAAAACAGCAACACCAACAACAAUAAAGUUGUUCAGUUAUAAAAAUUGGGCUCGAGUUUUCAUUCGUUAUAAGGUGAUAAAGAGGUAAUUUUCAAAAACGAAGGCGGAACUAAGUUCGUUUGUAUGCGCUGAGUUUGACGUCACAUCAGUCAUAUCUAUCUUAGUCGAAGAAUUCGCCUGGUUGCACACUUUUAAUAAGCCGGUAGUGUAGCCCGCCUACUCUUACACACGCAGGUUAAUUUAUCAAUGCUAUAUAGUUGUUUGAUAUGAAUUGAUACGAGUGAUAGGCUUGUAUCGAAGAUUCGCUUCCUAAAAGUUAAGAAGGUCAACAGUUUUUGUUAUAUAUCCAAAUUUUAGGUUGGCGACUGGAAGAUUUUGACGAAAUCGUUCAAUUUACGGCAAAAAUGUCCACUGACCCAGCCUUUUCUUCUGAUGUAGCGCCGAAGUUUUACCUGAACGUUUCUCUUGCUCUUUGGUAUGUAUUGUUACAAUGAUCAGAUGUUGUUCAAACAACAUCAUGUUGAAUGGAUUGAUAAUGGCAACAAUGGCAGAAUCAAGGAUAUUUAUAAGCAAAUGCUUUCGACUGAAAUGCACUCUGAGUCCCGGUAGCUUUGAGGGACUAAUAAAAUCAAUCUUUGCCCGACUUUUUGGCUUUUUAUUGAAUACGAUUUUAAGGCGAUUAUAUUACCGUGCUGUUAUGGCAGGUAUGCUCGACGGCGCGACUGGAAGAAUGCUGAUUUUUUAAUGUCAUCUACUUCUGGUAUGUAUCAUUGCAUUUAUCUAAGAUAAAGAAACGGGCUAUUAUCUAAAAUCUCUCCAACAGUCGGAAGAUUGUGGUCGACUUUUCCAUUUUGUCAUAGAAUCUCAUCUUUCCCUAACGUAAACAAUGCCCGCAUUUUACCUGAUAAUUCAACAGGUGAAAGAGAGUCUGUGAACAGGCGAAAUAUGUACGUGUAAAUAUAGGUAUUUGAGAACGAACCAUCUCGUUGUUACCUUUUCAACCUUGGUCAAAACAAGAAUUCAAGAUCGUUGAACAAAGCAUAAUCUGUUUUAGCUGUAGUGCCAUCCAAGCUCGAGGUAUUUAUGUCAGUGCACGGAUAUGCUAAGGUUGUGGAGUUUUGGUUGCUGAAACUUCAGGAGGAUGGUAAAAACCGACAAAAUGAGGAUGAAGUGCAAAAGGUUAGUAGCUUUGAUCCCUUUUAGCUGAUCCGCUCCUUCUUCUACGAUAGCUGUUUAUCCAAUCCUAUUAUUCAACUGAACAAAGUAGAGUACAAAUAACGUGCGAACAGAGUACUUGAACAGUUGGUUAUUUGUGCUGCUGCGCGCGCUACGCUUCUCUAUCCGCUUUUCUUUUCCCGCCUUAUGAAAAAUGAAUAGAAGACUUAGCAUAUAUAUGUGGGUAUUUAGGUUAACGAGUAUAAAUUUUUUAUUUGUAUUUUGUGCUGGCACAAAAAGUCUCGCUAAUUCAGCAAUGAACCCACUUCACCCAGGAUCUCUUCCAAAUCUUUCGAAUACCAUAAGGCAUACAUUCAUAAAACUCCUAAGCUUUGAAAUUGAUUCCUUGUUUGACGACGUUUUAGUUAUGAUGACAUUAGUUGUCCUUGUUAGAGACCAGAAUUUGUUAUAAGUGUAGCACUAGGUGAUGCAGGGUACAAGAGUUGUUCAUUUGUAGUAGUCAGGAACGAUCGAGGUAUCUCAAUAACCAGCCGCUGAAUUUAGGAAACAGUAGGAAAACAUUGAUUCAUCAAGCCAUUUUAAUAAGAGCUUCAGCUUGUUAUAUCAAGUGUCUCGAGGAUAUAAACUGAUUAUUGUUUGUUUGAUAUAUAAGAUACUGGAGAUGAAUAUGCGGAAAUCUCCAAAAUGAACAACGAACUAAAAGAAGCAAGUGUGUUUUUCAAACACACUUUAUGCUGUGUUAAGGAGGGCUGGAGUUGAUGUUGGCAAGACUGAUCUUUCAAAAUCCUCUCGUACUCCUGGUAUACCGUCUCAUAUUUUUCGUUUCACAUCUAACGAUCAUCUUAUUUCUAGUGCCUGAAGAAAUUCAAGAAUGCUCUUAACCAUCACCCAGUGUUUGAUGGUCGAAGACUUCACUUACAUGCGUACUACCAUCUCCUUCGAGGCAAAAAGGACAAGUGCAAAUCAAAGCUUCGCAGGUGCUUUAACAAGAGCAAGAAUCUUGGUCUGUGGCUCGAGGUCGAAUGGGCCAACAAGAGUUUCAAGGAAUGGUUCAUUAGCUGGAAGGAAUCGGAGCCAAAUUACCUUGGAACAUCCAUGUUCACUUUGCCAAAACCGAAAAAAGAUUAA